UCAGCUGCAUCACUAUCAACUUCUCUUUACAAGCUAACACGUAACCUUCACGAUUACUUCACCUUCCUAUCUCCAUAAUCUCCACUGUAGUUGCCGUGUUCUUCACCGUCGGAAAAUCCUACUUGUCCUAUAAAUACAUAUUUUUUUUUUAAAAUAGAGUAUAUACUAUAUACACAAAUAUAUCUCUAGUAAAAAGAAAACGAGGAAAUUGUGAACUCUGAAGUGUAUUUGUUGAUUCGAGAAAGUUGUUACUGUUUUUAUUCUGUCUUUUUGUGAGAAAGCAUUUUUGGUGUGAAGUUAUUAUUAGGGAGCUUAGAGAAUGGAGGUGAUUGUAUACUGGCUUGUGUUUCUCUAACAUUAAGCUUUUUGAGGAUUUCUAGGGUUGUAUAUAUUGAAUGGCGGUGGAGUAUAGAUGUUGUGAGACAGGGUUCUUUAUACAUAUUGUGAUAAUUGUAUUUCUGGUAGCUUUUGCUGGGUUGAUGUCUGGUCUUACGUUAGGACUUAUGUCCCUCAGUUUAGUUGAUCUGGAAGUUCUUGCAAGGUCUGGAACUCCUUCUGAUCGUAAAAAUGCUGAGAAGAUCUUGCCUGUUGUAAAAAAUCAGCAUCUUUUGCUUUGCACCCUGCUUAUUUGCAAUGCUGCUGCGAUGGAGGCACUUCCCAUUUUUCUCGACGGCCUAGUUACGGCUUGGGGUGCUAUACUGAUUUCUGUCACGUUGAUUCUUCUGUUUGGUGAGAUCAUACCACAAUCUCUUUGCUCAAGAUAUGGACUUGCAAUAGGUGCAGCUACAGCCCCAAUUGUUCGUGUUCUUGUUUGGAUCUGUUUUCCUAUUGCAUAUCCAAUAAGCAAGCUGUUGGACUUUCUGCUGGGACAUGGAAAUAAAGCUCUUUUCCGACGAGCUGAGUUGAAAACUCUAGUAAAUUUGCAUGGGAAUGAGGCUGGUAAAGGCGGAGAACUUACACGUGAUGAAACAAUGAUAAUUGCUGGUGCUCUUGAGCUGCAUGACAAAACAGCUAAUGAUGCGAUGACCCCGAUAUCUGAAAUCUUUGCCAUUGAUAUUAAUGCAAAGCUGGACAGGAAUCUGAUGAACUUGAUUUUGGAGAAAGGGCAUAGCAGGAUACCGGUCUACUAUGACCAACCUACAAACAUAAUAGGGCUAAUUCUGGUCAAGAAUUUGUUGACCGUCCAUCCAGAAGAUGGAACUCCUGUGAAGAACGUUACCAUCCGAACAAUCCCAAGGGUCCCAGAUUCUAUGCAUUUGGAUGACAUACUGAAUGAGUUUCAGAAAGGUCAUAGCCAUAUGGCUGUGGUUGUAAGACAGUGCAACAAGGAUAUGGAUGCUAGCAAAUCCCCUGUAGAGAAUCCCGUGAAAGAUGUCAGGGUAGACAUUGAUGGUGAAAAGACUACACCCGAGAAGAGUCUGAAGACAAAGCGAUCAUUGCAGAAGUGGAAGAGUUUUCCUAAUGGUGGAAAUGCUUCAUUCAAAGGUACUAGGAGCAAAAAGUGGACAAAAAAUAUGUAUUCGGACAUUCUGCGAAUAGAUGGAAAUCCCCUGCCAAAACUCCCAGAAGAGGAAGAGGUUGUUGGAAUAAUAACUAUGGAAGAUGUUAUUGAAGAGCUUUUACAGGAGGAAAUCUUUGAUGAGACGGAUCACCAUGAGGAGGAUUCAUGACCGUAGUUAUGUUAUACACAAAGUAUAAUUAGAAAUUUUGAUGUCUUAUUUAAGAAAUAUGCUUUAGCGGACUUCAGAACAACUAUAGUAGAACAUUCUAGACGUUUUGUGCAACUCUUGUCUACUGAAAAAAUGUAGCCUCAAAAAGUGACAAAAGUUAAUUUUCUUUCUGAUAUAAGAUGGUUUGAGUUGGCACCCAGAGAAA
This is a messenger RNA of Lycium ferocissimum, 1875 nucleotides long. Its product is annotated as DUF21 domain-containing protein At4g33700. NCBI's taxonomy places the organism in Eukaryota, Viridiplantae, Streptophyta, Magnoliopsida, Solanales, Solanaceae. Gene Ontology annotation, biological process: magnesium ion homeostasis. The coding region runs from base 396 to 1670 and encodes 424 amino acids. The record is from RefSeq and is a predicted model, not a curated record. The transcript has 11 exons. Gene Ontology annotation, cellular component: intracellular membrane-bounded organelle.